AUGACCAAGUGCUUCGCCAUCACCACUGUGUUGGUCGCCUGCGCUCUGUCGGCCACAUCCGUCACUGCUGACGGUGCAACGAGUGCUACCUGGGGGUACAAGCAUAACGACUCGAGCAUGGCUAACCCGGAGCACUGGGCGGAGCAGUACCCGUCGUGCGGUGGCUCGAAGCAGUCGCCCAUUGAUAUUGAGAUGUCCGGUGGCUGCAAUGCUGAGGCGCGCUCGCUGACGUUCAGCGGUCAGUGCACGGACUACAACCUCACCCAAUCCGACGAGGCGUUCAAGGCCGCUGUCAACGGAGGUUCCUGUGCCGUGUCAGCGAACAAUGCGUCGUACAACAUGGUGCAGUUCCACCUGCACAGUCCUUCGGAUCACACGCUGAGCGGAGAGCACCUCGACGCUGAAGUUCACUUUGUGCACAACAACACGAACGGUUCUGCGAUUCUGGUUGUCGGUGUCUUCUUCAAGGCUGUCGACGGAGGUGAGACUAAUCCCUGGGUGGCCUCCGUUCUGGACGCGCUCGACACGGUCAGCAUGAACUCGACGGUGUCCAUGUCAACUACAUCGUACGCUGACGUAGUUACCACUGCUGCCGACGCCCACGGAGUGUUCAACUACGCUGGGAGUCUCACCACCCCGCCAUGCAGUGAAAUCGUGGACUGGUGGGUCGUCAAGCAGCCCGUGAAUAUCUCCACGACCGACCUCGCCCGCCUGCAGUCGCAGCUGAAGGAAAUCCCCAUUACGGACGACGGCAAGAACGCACGCCCGGUACACCCGCUCAACGGUCGCGUCGUCGCCGCAUACCUCUAG
This is a messenger RNA of Phytophthora sojae, 810 nucleotides long. RefSeq lists its product as hypothetical. Gene Ontology annotation, molecular function: carbonate dehydratase activity; zinc ion binding. NCBI's taxonomy places the organism in Eukaryota, Oomycota, Peronosporomycetes, Peronosporales, Peronosporaceae. The record is from RefSeq and is a predicted model, not a curated record. The transcript is spliced from 3 exons. Bases 1 to 810 code for a protein of 269 amino acids.